AUGGUGUCACCGGACAACGUGUCGCUAACUACAACGAUAAUGCAGUCAGACGUCGAGUUGGACGGUGACGAGCCACAAGUCUUGCAAGUCGUGGCAGCGCCACCCGUACGCAGUGGUGGAGGCGAUGACGAGACCCUCUGCUCAAGCGACUGUGUCAACGCCUCGAAGCCGGAGCGGUGGGUCGAAAUUACGGAGCGUCUGGGCUCAGCGCUGAGCAAGGAGCUGUCUGCUGGCGGUGUACGCAAGCACGUUGACAAGUUGAAAAAAAAGAGUACCGAUCGAAGCGCGCAAAGGAGCGAGCCAUGUCAGACUACACCUAUGUAUACCGCAGGCCAAGAACCACAUAAGUCUGUCGACGAAAACGAGCUGGAGCGCUUGGUGGAGGUUUACGUUCAGAAGAAGGACAAUGAAACCUUGGUACAAAGCAAGCGCACCGAAUCCAAGACCAAAAAGGUUGCCAUGACAGGUCCUGGUGAUGCAUGA
Messenger RNA from Phytophthora infestans T30-4, 483 nucleotides. RefSeq lists its product as uncharacterized. The record is from RefSeq and is a predicted model, not a curated record. The transcript is spliced from 3 exons. Bases 1 to 483 code for a protein of 160 amino acids. NCBI's taxonomy places the organism in Eukaryota, Oomycota, Peronosporomycetes, Peronosporales, Peronosporaceae.